AUGGCUCAUUUCUGGAAACCUGGCACAGCACGGCCAGGGUCUUCGAUUGACCGCAGUACCGAGACCGAGUCAACAAUUGAUCCUGGCGCCGUACAAAAUGCUUUGCGAGGCCAAACCAGCAUUCAAGCACAACGGGAGAGUCUGCCGAUCUUUGCGCAUCGCUCCGAGCUGCUUUACACGAUUGAGAAACACCCAGUCGUGAUCGUGAUGGGGCAGACUGGCUCCGGAAAGACCACUCAGCUUCCUCAGUACCUGCUUGAGGCUGGCUGGGCCGGCAGUGGAGCCAUUGCUGGCGCGCCGAAGUGUAUCGCCUGUACACAACCACGGCGCAUCAGUGCGAUCAGUAUUGCGAAUCGUGUGGCGCAAGAAGUGGGAAGUGUGCUAGGCGAUGAAGUGGGAUACACGGUGCGAUUUGAGGAUCUUAGUCAUCCUACACGAACAAAGAUCAGGUACAGCGUGAUCAUGGUGGAUGAGGCUCACGAGAGGGGCGCAUAUACGGACCUGUUACUUGGACUGCUCAAAAAGAUCCGGCGGAAAAGGCCCGAGCUGCGCCUGAUCAUCUCGUCCGCAACCUUGGAAGCACAGAUGCUGCUGGACUUCUUCAGCGAAAAUGAUACUUCCUCUGAUCCAUCCACGAACUUUAACGGAAAGAAGCGCAAGCGCCAAUUCAGCGACGAUCCAGAGCCUGCGGAAAACCAUGCGCAGCCAGAAGCGUGCAUUAUCUCGCUUGAAGGGCGUUCGUAUCCUGUUGACGUGGCAUAUAUGGACAAUGCGCCAGAGGACUAUGUCCGCGCUGCCGUCACUACGGUAUGGGACAUUCACAGGCAAGAAAGCAUGCCCGGUGAUAUUAUGGUCUUUUUGACUGGGCGCGAGGAGAUCGACACUUUCCUGCAAAUGCUAGCGGAUCAAUUAUCAGAAAGCCAAGCUUCGGCCACACAACGAGCCGGUCGAGCCGGCCGCACUUCGCCAGGCAAAUGCUUCCGGCUUUUUCCCGAAUCCGUUUUCAAGUCGUUGCCUGUACAAACAUUACCGGAGCUGGCGCGCACGGACUUAUCCCUACCUGUGCUGCAGCUCAAGGCACUGGGGGUCGACAAUCUUGCGCGCUUCGAAUGGCUCCCUCCGCCUCCACCGACAGCCAUGCUUAUUCGUGCGCUUGACUAUCUCGCUGCACUCGGCGCGCUUGACGAAUUCGGUCGGCUCACCAAGCCACUCGGCGAGCAGAUUGCUGAAAUGCCAAUGGAGCCCAGUCUAGCGAAAGUGAUGCUCGAGUCCGCGAAGUAUCGUUGCGGCAAGGAGGUCCUCACAAUCGCCGCUAUGACCAGCGUCACCUCGCCCUUCAUCAUUCCGGAUGAAGGACGCUCGCGAGCAGGCGCGGAGGGCGAACUGGAACGCCGAAAAUUCGUUGCAGAGGAAGGCGACCACCUGACGCUGCUCAACGUAUACAAUGCAUUUGUCAACCCUCGCGUUGGCAAGCAAUCUGCAAAGUGGUGCAGUUCGCAUCGGCUCAACUUUAAAGCACUCAGUCGAGCGGUGUCUAUUCGUGGCCAGCUUGAAAAGUAUAUGAAGAGAUUCAAGUUGCCGCUCGAAAGCUGUGGGGGCGACCACACGCUUAUACGCAAAUGCCUCGUGUCCGGCCUGUUUCGCAAUGCAGCCAAGAUGCAGCCGGACGGUAGCUAUCGCAGCUCGAGGGAGCAGGCGGUCCUGCAUGCGCACCCGUCAUCCGUACUUUUCAACCGUAAUCCGUCGACCAAAUGGGUCAUUUACAACGAGGUGGUGGAGACGAGCAAGCGCUUCAUGCGCGACCUUACAGUGAUAGACGAGGACUGGCUGCUGGAGCUAGCACCACAUUACUAUGAAGUCAAAGAUAAACGAGGGCGCCAUUGA
This is a messenger RNA of Tilletiaria anomala UBC 951, 1884 nucleotides long. Its product is annotated as DUF1605-domain-containing protein. The record is from RefSeq and is a predicted model, not a curated record. Bases 1 to 1884 code for a protein of 627 amino acids. NCBI's taxonomy places the organism in Eukaryota, Fungi, Basidiomycota, Exobasidiomycetes, Georgefischeriales, Tilletiariaceae. Gene Ontology annotation, cellular component: intracellular anatomical structure; catalytic step 2 spliceosome. The transcript is spliced from 8 exons. Gene Ontology annotation, molecular function: RNA binding.